GCCGCCGCUCCGCCCAUGAGCGCCGCCGGAGGAGGAGGCGGGGGCGUCGCGGAGCCCGACCCCAGCCCCGCCGCCCCUGCGCCGCCGCCCCCCGCCGCCGCCGCCGCCGGAGACAGCGCCAAGAGCAGCCCGGGCGUGGCGCUGGCCGGCGCCGGGGCGGCGGGAGGAGCCGGUCCUGCCUCGGCCUCGUCGUCGUCGGCUGCCCCCGCGGCCCCCGGAGCGGCUCCCGCGGGCGAGGCUCCCCCGUCGGCGUCGUCGACGUCGUCCGUGCCUAACGGGAUCUUCGUGCCGCCCGGAGGGGCCGCCAACGGCGACGCCAAGCCCGCCGCCCUCGCCUCCCCGGCCGCGGCGGCCUCCAGCGCGCCGCUCGUCGACUUCCUCUUGCAGCUGGAGGACUACACGCCCACGAUCCCGGACGCCGUCACCGGCUACUACCUGAACCGCGCUGGCUUCGAGGCUUCAGACCCGCGCAUCAUUCGCUUGAUCUCGCUGGCGGCCCAGAAAUUCGUCUCUGACAUCGCCAACGACGCCUUGCAGCACUGCAAGAUGAAGGGGACGGCCUCCGGCAGCUCCCGCAACAAGAGCAAGGACAAGAAGUACACGCUGACCAUGGAGGAUCUGGCCCCUGCCCUUGCAGAGUAUGGCAUCAACGUCAAGAAGCCGCACUAUUUCACGUGACACGGCUGCCACAUGGCUCUCUGGGGCAAGGAGCCCCCCCCCCACCUGCAGUGCUCGCUGUGCUGCCAUUAAAACCUUCAUGUCUUGGG
Molecule: messenger RNA, 767 nt
Organism: Varanus komodoensis (Komodo dragon)
Lineage: Eukaryota; Metazoa; Chordata; Lepidosauria; Squamata; Varanidae
Gene: TAF10
Product: TATA-box binding protein associated factor 10
Exons: 5
Coding region: 16-678 (220 amino acids)
Biological process (GO): transcription initiation at RNA polymerase II promoter
Cellular component (GO): nucleus; SAGA complex; transcription factor TFIID complex
Molecular function (GO): RNA polymerase II general transcription initiation factor activity; promoter-specific chromatin binding
Source: RefSeq, a predicted model, not a curated record